Molecule: messenger RNA, 3069 nt
Organism: Didymosphaeria variabile
Lineage: Eukaryota; Fungi; Ascomycota; Dothideomycetes; Pleosporales; Didymosphaeriaceae
Exons: 1
Coding region: 1-3069 (1022 amino acids)
Biological process (GO): nucleotide-excision repair; mismatch repair
Cellular component (GO): nucleotide-excision repair factor 2 complex; nucleus; XPC complex
Molecular function (GO): single-stranded DNA binding; damaged DNA binding
Source: RefSeq, a predicted model, not a curated record
AUGGCGCGUGCGCGUGGAGGACUGCACAAGGUACCAGCCGCUUCCACACCACGACGGUCCACCCGCCGUACAAGCGCAUUGAAGGAUGGCGAGGAUGUCCCUAGUGUCUAUCAAGAAUUGCUGGCAGAAGCCGCAGCGGAUGAGGCCCGCCCGCUCAAGAAGCGCAAGACACGGCAUGAUGUUGGGACGGUACCCGCGCCCGUUGCUGUACCACCGCAAAGAGAGCCGUCCACACCAGAGCCUAAAGCCCCAUCGCAAGCGCAGUCACAGAAGCUGUCACCUCUGCGCCCUGCACCUCUAGUCAGAUCACCACCGCCAAGCGCACGCGAUGAGCGUAACGACGUGCAAAGUCCGCCUCGUAGUCGGCAAACAAUCGUUGACUCCGAUGAAUCGGACGGCAGUGAUAUGGAAUGGGAGGAUGCUCUGGUAGAUGGCGUGGACUCUGAUGCUCAUGAUGAGCCCGUCAUAGGCGACAUCUCGAUAACUAUCGGAGGCCAAGACGAUUAUCAAGAAAGCAAGACCAAGCGACAGGUACGAAGAAGAGCGAUAACAGCUGUGGACAAGAAGAAAAGGCUGGACAUACACAAAUGGCACAUCAUGUGUCUACUGUACCAUGUUCACCGUCGAAACGCUUGGUGCAACGACCGCAUCGUCCAAGCAACCGUGCGAAACAUUCUGCCUGCUAAGGUACUUGCGAAUCUCGUACCGGACCCUAAUUUAUCGCAGUUUCAAGCGUCGAAACAGUUCUUAGCAGGUAUCGGUGACCUGAAGAUGUUGUGGUCGAAGCGCUUCACGGCGACCGCACAGGGCAUGUGCAAACCACGGUGGGCGGAUACGGACGCUGAGAUCCGCCCUUCAUCUGAUUUCGACGAGCUUGACGAUCCCAUGGACCUCGAAGAUUUCCGUGCCGCUGCGUCGAAACUCGAAGGGUCUCAAGACGUUGGCGCACAACUCUUUUGCGCUCUGAUACGUGGUGUUGGACUUGAAGCUCGGCUCGUUUGCUCGUUGCAGUGUCUUCCCUUUGCUUCGGCAGCGCAACCUUCUACUCCGCAAAAGCCAGACACGAAGAAGACCACCAUCACGUUGGACCCGUACAACACGCAAAGUCCAAGUCCACCAAAGCCAAAGGCCACAGCUUCUUCGCGCAAACCGAAGUCGCGGCUCGAAAGAGCUCUUGGUGAGCGACAUCCUGCACUCAGCGGCGGUGUUGCUCCUAAGCAGAGGAAGAAGUACCACACGGCAUACCCUGUCUACUGGGUAGAGGUCUUCAACAGCAUACAUCAGAAAUGGGUUCCCGUUGAUCCUCUGUCAACGUUCACGAUCAAUCAGCCUGAAAAACUAGAGCCUCCACUAAAUUCAGCGCAGAACACCUUGACCUAUGCCAUCGCGUUUGAAGAUGAUUACACUGCCAAAGACGUGACGAGGCGAUAUGCCAAAGCGUACAAUGCAAAAACACGAAAGUUCAGGGUAGAAAAUACUCCUCGUGGCGAAAGCUGGUGGGGUCAAGUAAUUAGCUUCUGGAAGCGUAAGCAUGAUCUGGAUCGAGAUCAAGUUGAAGAUGCGGCACUUGCUCGGAAAGUAGCUGGUGAAGGUAUCCCCAAGAACGUGCAAGACUUCAAGGAUCAUCCAGUGUAUGUGCUUGAGCGACAUCUGCGGCAUAAUGAGGUGAUCUACCCGCUCAAUCAAGCUGGCAAAGUCAACGUGGGCUCAUCUUUUCAUCCGAAAAUGGAGCCAAUCUACCGUCGCAAGGACGUCCAUCUUGUACGAAGCGCCGACAAAUGGUACCGCCUGGGAAGAGAUGUGCAAGACGGUGAACAACCGUUGAAGCAUGCGAAGCCGAAGAAAGGCAGACGUCUAUCGAUUGGACCAGAUAUGGACAUGCAAGACCAUGAAGACGAGAUCGGCGUUGGACUCUAUGCAGAGUAUCAGACAACGCUUUAUAUCCCGCCUCCUGUGGUUCGUGGACGCGUUCCCAGGAAUGCGUAUGGCAACCUGGACCUCUAUGUGCCCUCCAUGUGUCCUCCUGGUGGUCGACAUAUUCGCCAUAAAUUGGCUUCGAAAGCUGCUCGCAUUGUUGGCGUAGACUACGCUGAAGCAGUUACUGGAUUCAAAUUCAAAGGGCGUCAUGGUACAGCUGUCGUACAGGGUAUAGUGGUUGCUCAGGAGUAUGCAGAAGCAGUCGAAGCAGCCAUUGAUGGCAUGGAGUACUCCGUUAAGUUAGCCGAAGAGCAGAACCGAACAGCCGAAGCCUUGCGUCUGUGGAGGCGCUUCUUCCUUGGCCUCAAGAUUGUACAGAGAAUAAACCGCGAUUAUGGCGGAGAAAAUCCGAAUGUCGACAUCAAUGACGUAGUACAGCAGCAAGACAGACAACUGCAGGAAGAGGCAUUUGCUGGCGGCUUCUUUCCGGACGAAGGUAACUCUAUGGACCCUCCUGCACGAAACUACGAGCCUUCACCUCAGCCUAAGGAAUACGCUGGUGGCUUUGAUGGUGGUUUUGAUCGCGAGGAUGACGAAGACACGAGUGGUGGCUUCGUUCCAGACGGUGCCGAAAACAGCAACCGAGGGCUUCAAAGGGAGGAGUCGGAGAACUUCGGCAGUGUUAUCCUUUCACAGCAGCAGCUUCUACCUAGACGGCAGAGCAGCUACCUGGUGCUAGAGGAUGAGGACGAUGACAGCGGUGGAUUCCUGCGCGAAUCACCCCCACCGAGAGGACACAAAUCGACGCGCAACGCAGAUCACGGAGUUGGGGUCUUUGAACCAGACGAUCCCGUUAAUUUGGAUGGGGGCUUCUUGCCUGAUGUACACGUCGAAAGACCUGAGGUGGAGCUCCCUUCUCGACAAGUCGAGCCACAGCCAGUUGAGCCAGAUGUACACACAGAGCCGGAAAGGCCUGAGCUGACUGUGAUUGAGGCGAGUGGCACACAGUCUGUCGUUGACGAGACUGGAACUGUGGUGAAGCUCGCAGAUCCGGUAUUGCCGUCGUCUUCGCCGUCAGAUGUGGGAUCAUUACCGCUGGAAGAUCCGGAGGAUGAAGAUGCUGAGCCGGAUUGGUUGAUGGACGCUACGUGA